AUGAGAGAAGGCAAGCUUUAUCGAAAAAAAGACUAGUUUAAGGAUGAAGAGAAGACGUAAUUCGAACGAAUCAAAGAUGAAAUAGUCAAUUCAAUAUUUGGUGUCUUCUAUAUUCUCCUUAAAUCUAGUGAAUCUUCUCUCUGGAAGUUUGGAAUCAUACUUGGAGUCUAAUUUCUGCAAGUUAUCUCCUACUCCUUUGAAGAAGCAGUAAGUUUUAUUCAAAAUUUCUCAAGUUUUAUGAUUUAAAUGGCAUUUUAUCAGUUAGGUGAAGUUUGGAAGUCGAAAAAAAUAAUUCAAUACUUGACAAGUUUCUUAUCAACCUUUAGAAUUGUGUAUUGGCUGGAAAAACUAACCUGGGAUGUUUACAUUAUAAUAUACUACGUUUGCAUAUUCUUGAUUUUUCUAGUCAUAAUUGACUUUGUUUACGUGGCUUAUAGUUAUAAAAACAGACGAUUUGCUUUCGUCUGGCCUGUUUAACUAUUAAGAUACUCCUGCAAACUCAUUACAACAAUACUAUUCAUUCCAAUGCUCGAGCUGUUUAUGAGCUUUUCAAGAUGCUCAGAUAAAGAUGGCAUGCUUGUUCAUGCUGUAUUUUAAAAUGUUGUGUGUUUCCAAGGUAUUCACAUCCUUCAUGUGACUUUGUCAUUCUUUAUCAUCUUUCUUUUCAUGGCUAUUUGUAUUACGAUAACUCUCUGCAAUUUUGAAUCUAGAAUGGGAAGAGAUCCACUUGCAAAAAAGCCAGAGCAUUAUUGGUUUUUAAGCUUUGUACUCUUUGUUGGCUCAGCUACUGUUUUUAUCAUUAAUGUAUAAUAAAGGCCUUACUUUAAUGAUAAAACUUAAAAGAUGAUAAGAGGGAAUCUGCUUUAACCUUAAAAGGUUAUGUUAAUUAUCACUCAGAAUAUUGCCUACUUGAAAAUUGUCCUCUUAAAAAUUUUAAGUAAUAAUAAUAGAAGGACUUAAAAAAAUCAUAUGGCUAAUUUGGCUAAAAUUAAACAUAAUAUUCUGCAAGCAAAGAACUUUUAUACUACUGGCAUUAAAAAAUUCCCAAAGUAUACUGCUUUGAAAAUAGAUUAUGCCUAAUUUUUGCUAUACCGCAUGCAUAAUAAGAAAGAUGCUCUGAAGGAAUUAAUGAUCGCUGAAAAACAAUCUCCCAGCUUAGAAUAGCAGUUUAUGAUUUUUAGAUACAGACAUAUUAUAGAGGAUGAGUUGCAUGAGGGAUCAGAUUCAGCUGGAGGCUUAGAUUAUGUCGCAGCAAUUAACUUUGAAAAUCACUAUAGCCAGUUUAAGUAACUUAUUGAAAAAUCUUCACUUUUGCAUUAUGAGUUCUGGAACCAUUUGAUGGAUGAUUAACCAGAUUUAGCGAGAUUAAGUGAGUAAGGAUCAAGAAUUAAUGCAUCUAUUUAGUAAGUUGAGGAUUAAUGGAAGAAACUUACACAAUAAAGUACUUAAACACCAAAAGCUUUAAGAAUGUAUGCAUCUUACCUGAUCGAAAUAUUGAAUGAUAAAGAAUUAGGAAAUGAGCAACUUUAAAAAGCAAAAGAGGCUGCAGUAGCCAGAGUCAACUUCGACUUUAAUAAUAUGCAUGAAGAUUCAUCAGAUAUGAGCUCAUUUGCCCCAGACGGUAGUCCAUGUGUUUAUAUAUCAGGUGAAUAAGAUCGCUUAGGUAUAAUCAGCUAAUGCAAUAUGAGUGUAUGCAGAUUUUUCGGUUAUUCAAAGAAAGAUGAUUUAAUAAAUCAUGAUGUUGAAAUCUUAAUGCCUAAGAUAUACUCAAGAUAUCAUAAGAAAUUCUUAGAAUCAGCAAUUUAGAAGCCACCAGACUUGCUUUCAAACAAAGAAAGACCUGUCUUUGGUAAGCAUUACUCAGGCUUCAUAUUUCCCCUCUGGCUUUCAAUCAAGAAUCUGCCAAGUUUCCUGAGUGGCAGGCAAUUCGUAGCUACAUUUAAAAUGGAAAAGAGUGGCAUCAACAAAAAUGCAGCCCACCUAAUUUUAGACAAAAACAGAGAGGUUAUUGACAUUUCCUCUACUUGCAUCCAGAUGCUUGACAUUGAUCUUAAUAAAUUCGCUAAGUUAAAAGCUAAGUUUGAUAUUUAGCUACUACUGCCGACUCUGUUUGGUACUAAUUACUAUCAAUUUCAGACUAAGGCAGGAUUUCAAAUUGAGUAUUAGUUUCCAAUUUUGGUAGAAAUUGACAAAAAUAAGGUGGAUUAAGAUGAAAAUGGACAUGAGGACAAUUCAAAUAGAAACGCCUAUGCUUAUGGAGAUAAUGAUGAUGACUAGCAGAUUGACGAUAGGACAAAUGAAUUUCAGGCUAAUGACCAAUCAUUCAACAGAGGGGUAGGGUAGCACAAUACCUAUAAUAUAAGCAUGAUAGAAGAGGAAGAAGACGCAUUGCUGAGUAAUGAUGGCAACUAUUCUCCUCAUUUGCGUAUGGACGACAUGAACUAAACUAAUGGCGCUAAUAAGUACUUAAUGAAAAGAAAUAAUCUCAUCAAGAAUGUUUAGCAAAUUGAAGAAGUAGAUGGCGAGGAUGAAGACAAUGACGAAGUAGGUACUAAUGAUAGGAAUGACGGCCAAGCUAGACUUUAUGAUUACAAGGUGGUCCCUUCCACUGAUAAGUAGGGUGUGAUCUUUUAGUGUAACAUGAAUGAGAUUACUUUUGAAACUCCUAAUCUUGAAAAUGAUAAGCCAGGUUAUUCAGUAAGACUGGAGACUAUUAUUGAUAAUAAUAGAGAUAAGCCGUAGAGUGGUAAUGCAAAGAUCCAAAAAUCAGUUAAAUAAUAAAGUUUUCAAUUCAGUUAUGAUCCUAUUUACAAAAGAUUUUAAAGAGAGCUUAGAGACAAAGAUAAUAAGGAAAUAUUGAUUGACAAAAAUUAUCUAGCUUUGAAAAAAAUGAAAGAAGGGUAUACUAAUCAACAGAAGUCCGGGGCCCAACAAGUAAUUCCCUCUAAGGUUUAGAAUAUGACCUAUAUGACUUAUCUGAAUAAGUAUCAAAAGUGGCUUGAAAAUGGGCAAUAAGGCAAUGUAUUAGAUCAUGAUGAGGAUUCAGAUAAUACUUCAAACUAAUCUGAAGAUGAUGACGGGGAAAGCAACGUUACACCAGUAAAUAAUAAGAAAAAUUAAUAAUAAGAUAAGACGUAAAAUAAAGAACCAGAGCAGCCAUUACCUAUUACGAAUGCCUUGUUAGGAGCAUAAGAGUUUAGUGAUCUCAAAAAGUUCAUUCCAGGUGAAGGAUCUGGAAAAGACUAUCUGAAAUCUGAAAUUGAAAGAAUGAUUAACUUACUUAGGAAGAAAUAAGAAUGUGGAGAUGGCGUGCAUGUAUUCAAAAGACUUGAUCCUGGCUAAAAAAUUACAUCAGCUUCAUCAUAAAAUCAUCCUGGAGUGGGUUAGAGUGGAAAGUAUGAAGAGGUUUAAUACUCAGUAGCCAGUUUAUUUGCAGGGAGAUCAAAUGAGAAGGUCUCUGAUAUGGACGAUGAUCAUGACUAUAAAGACGAGGAAUCUGAGAGAGAUAAAAACAAAAAUAAUGAUUCAAUGAAGAAUUCGAUUAAAUCAAGGAAAGCAUUUCAAAUGGCUAUUAAUGACAAGUCAGUGCCUCCAGCCAUUCAAAGACUUUCAAGAAUAGCUAAUAUUAUACUACUGGCGUUGCUUGCUAUAGCUAUAGUUGAUUAUUCAGUUCACUAUAAGCAACUUAAAGAUACAAUUGAUAACUUUAAAGUAAUCUAAAAUGCUUAUAACAGACUCUCAGAGGUAAAUAAAGUCUGCUACAAUGUGAGAUCAAUGAUUAUGUUAAAUCAAAAGAUCAUGACCAACUAUUACGGCUAUAAAACAAAGACAGAGUUUGUAGAUAGCAUAAAGAAAGAUUUGAUGGCUUCACUUAAUGCCCUAUAUGAAAUAUAAAAUGACAUUAAUCUAUCAUAACUUGAUAUUUCUGAACCUCAUAGAGAUCUUUUAGAUGAUAAGAGAGUUAAGUUAUACUUUAAGCAAGACUUAGGCUCUAUGCAGUCUUUAAUGUUUUCUCUGACAGAAUCAAUUUUAUAGAUUUAAUCCUCAAUAUUCACAGUUUCAAAUCUUAAUCUAUAAGACUUUUCAGAGCAGACUAACGAGGAUGUAUUCUUCUUGAUGUACAAUUCAUUCAAUGAAUUCAGAGGCGCUUUAGUUUAAUCGGUUAACUAUUAUGUUUCUGAGUUGAGAGACAGAGCAGACUCAAGGAUGGAACUUGCAGUGAUACUUUUCAUUCUCUCAAUAGUCGCCUUGACUAUUGUAGUAAUUAUAAUUGUGCCUGUGGUAACAAGUGUUAACAGAUAAAAAGACAAAGUACUUUCCCUUUUCUGUGAAAUAGAUGAUUCAAGUAUUAGAAUAUUAUCUGUAAGGUGUGAGAAAUUUAUUACAAAGUUAUAAUCAGCUGAAGAUAAUCCUAACGACGAUGGCCUUGAUUCAAAUGAGGAUCUUGAUUAAAUCUAUGCUUAAAAAACUGGACUUGAUGGAGAAGAUGAUGACUACUCCGGUAUGCUUGGUGGUAAUGGUAAAAGGAAAAAGAGCUCUAAAAACAAUACUAGGACAGAUAAAACCUUCUAUCUUAAAUUUGUAGUAGCACUGUUUGUUAUUGAAGCUUACUUUGCUUACAAUUAUGGCAUGAUGAUAGAAUAUAAUAGUCAAACAACUGUGUAGACUGAUGAAUUCAAUAAAACUGGAGUAAUAGAACCUUACUUCUGGUUUACUUUGAAUAAUCAAAGAGAACUCUUCUACAACAAAUCUAAAAUUAUCAACAUGGCUGAUUCGUUCUAAGAGGCUUAAAAGGGACUGUAUAUAAUGUAUGCCACUGCUAAUGAUCUGCAAGAAACACAUCUAAAAAAUCAGGACAUAAUUUCCUCUGGUUAUUGGGGCGAGUUCUAGGAUAUAAUGAAUCUCAAUCUGUGUCCAGCUUUAGAAUAAAAGACUGGCUAUUUUGGAAAUGUUGAACUAUGCAACAACUUCGUUUAUGGUAUUCCUCAACAAGGUCUCAGUUUGAUUUUUAUGACUUUCAUCAGGACCAAAAGACUUCAACUGUCGUAAAGCUAAACCAACUUCAGCAAUUAGACUUUCCUAAACUAUCUUCUUAAUCAGCAGGAGACCUUUGAUAACUAUAUCAUACAAAACUAAUUCAUUCAAACAUUUAUGAGACAAUUGAUGAGCAGUUUCUAUUCAUCAAUAUCUGGAGGACUUGAUACCAGAGUUCAAAACAGACUUUUUAUGCUCAUCCUAUUUUUGAUUCUUGUACUAUUGGCUUAUGUGAGUCUUUGGAUCCCUUUGGUAAACUCCUUGACUUCAUAGAUUUAUAAAACUAAACUUAUGCUGAUGAUCAUACCAUUAGAGAUUUUGAUGAGAAUGAAGAACGUAGGAAAGGUGCUCUAGAGUCAGAAUUUUAUUCAAGAAAAGACUAGAACUCCUGGAAGAAAGAACUCAGAGAACAGAUAUCUUCUUGCAGUUUCAUAUCCUGUAUUCUAAUACAUCACUCCCUUUAUUGGACAACUCGAAAUUGAAUAAACCUCUAAUACAGCAUCUUUAAUUUCUAUAUCACUUCAAACUCUUGAUAUGCAUUUUCUAGGCCUAUUUCAUCCGCACCAAUAACACCUUCAAAUGCUAAAUCAAAGUAACCUGGACAGUAAUCUUUUCUCAUAGUUCUCUUUUAGUCGUAAAAUUAACCUAUAUUGUUGUGAAAUUCAAAUCCACAGAUUAUUUUCUCUGAUUUCUAUACUAGAAGCUCGUACCACUGAAACAAUAUUUUCGUCAACAACUAGAACGACUUCUUCUUCAGAAGGUUUUGUUGACUGA
Messenger RNA from Stylonychia lemnae, 5808 nucleotides. NCBI's taxonomy places the organism in Eukaryota, Ciliophora, Spirotrichea, Sporadotrichida, Oxytrichidae. The record is from the annotation of a GenBank genome assembly.